UUGUAUUUUGAUUAUAAUAAUUGCUACGAAACUUGUAAUACAAAGCUUCCCUUGAACAGCUGAUAACAAGAAUUGUAGCUAAUAAUACAAUCUGUCAGCAUAUUUUGAAGAAUUCUGUUUCGAAAAUCAAAUUUCUGAAAUCACGAUUAUGAAGUCUUUUGCUACCUCUCCGGGGAGAUCCAUUACUUUUCCACAUCUUGAUGACAAUUUACCACAAAAUCAGAUUUCUGUUGCUAGCUGUUCUUUCAACGACAAAGAGAAUGACAUUAAGGACACAGGAAAAAACAGCAGUUUUACAUUUAGGAUUCAUGACCAUGUGAAAAUGGGUCCUAAUCUGUCUGAGAUUCUGAAGGGGAAGUUGAGUUUGGGGGCAAGGAUUAUACAAGAAGGAGGAAGAGGGAACAUCUUCAAGAAUGUUUUUGGGAUGCAAGAAAAAGAACAAUUGUUAAAGGCCUCUCAGUGUUAUGUAUAUACCACAGCUGGUCCUAUUGCAGGAGUUCUCUUUAUCUCAACUGAAAAGGUUGCAUUUUGCAGUGAAAGGCCAAUAACCUUCAGUUCUGUGACAGGAGAGUUAGCCAAGGCACCAUACAAGGUUUUGAUUCCAAUAGGUAGAAUAAAAGAGGUCAAUGGAAGCCAGAAUGUGAAUAAUGUAGAACAGAAGUACAUAGAGAUAGUGACAGAGGAUGAUUCUGAAUUUUGGUUUGUGGGGUUCUUGCGGUACGAGAAAGCUCUUAAGAAUCUUAACAAAGCCAUUUCCAUGUCCAAUCAUAACCUAAAGGAGUGAAUGUUAGCCUUCUAUAUUUUGUGAAGAACAUAGUUUUAUUUUUGUGUUGGGUAGUUAAGCUUUAUAAUGUGAAAUACUUAGUUUUAUUUUUCUGUUGGGGAUGAUUAACAGCUGCUGAUGACCAAUUUGUAUAGGUUUAAGGUAUAAAAAAGGGUUGAAGGAAGU
Molecule: messenger RNA, 949 nt
Organism: Vigna radiata var. radiata (mung bean)
Lineage: Eukaryota; Viridiplantae; Streptophyta; Magnoliopsida; Fabales; Fabaceae
Product: putative GEM-like protein 8
Exons: 4
Coding region: 149-784 (211 amino acids)
Source: RefSeq, a predicted model, not a curated record